Molecule: messenger RNA, 1386 nt
Organism: Aspergillus affinis
Lineage: Eukaryota; Fungi; Ascomycota; Eurotiomycetes; Eurotiales; Aspergillaceae
Exons: 1
Coding region: 1-1386 (461 amino acids)
Source: RefSeq, a predicted model, not a curated record
AUGGCUGCCUCCGCUAUUCCCUCUAACGGGUUGAUCGACCCAAAUAAACAGGCCGAAUACCCUAUAAUACUGGGCGACAAGUUGGCAGGAAAGAAGGACGCCUCGCGUUCCAAGUUCGUUCACAUACAGUACAACCACAAGUCGAAAUCUGCGAACCCGCUGCAGCGAUCCGUGAUCAAACCCUCUCGCGUUAAAGACCAAUAUAACCUGACGAUCACCGAUGGGCUACAGAAUGCCGAGCAUGUAUAUAAAGGCAGCGUGGACCCUGAGCAGGCCGUUUCGGGACAGGAGGAGAAUAACUUGAUCUUGGUGUUCGAUGCCGAACGAAAGGCGUUCGUCCUGGAGCCGGUCGCAGCUCAGCUCAAUUUCAAUCUUCGCUCGGCUCCUGCCAGGACAAGUAAACAGGUGCUUGAACUGCGUCAGCUGCGGACGUUGCAGGAGGACGAGCACGUCUCGGGAGACGACAUGAGCGGAAAUGACGAUGGUCCGGCGGAUGACAGCAACCCAUAUGAUUUUCGUCAUUUUCUUCCCAAAGACAAUGCGGAAGAUGACAACAAGUCGGCCUCAGACAAUGCGACUCCCGAACCCUAUUCCGCACCGAGUAAAGGCAAUACUCCUUUGCUGAUGCCGACGGCUAAGAGGCCAACUGCGAGCCCGAAACUUAAGUCCACUCCCAGCCCCAAGCUUAAGCCUACCCCGAGUCCGAAGCCGAGGCCCAAAUCGUCAGCAAAUCCUUUGCGCCAGACCAAACGCCCGGCCGCACCGGCCGCACCGGCGAAACCAGAUAACGCAACGAGCACCCCUAAACCCAACCCAAAGCCUAAGCCUCGUGCUCCGGAGAAGGCGAAACAGCCGGACGGACUUGGGGUGGAAGUGCCAAAGACUUCACCGGCUCCAGAUCUUGGAACGGGUGCGAUAUCGGCCCAUAAAGCAAUUCCAUCGCCAGGGACAAAUAUCAUCGUCGACGGAGAUCUCAUCAUCGACAUGGGAUCGCCACCUCCUUCGCGCCCCCGCUUCAACAUCAACCCCGCGCACUUCUCGUCGAACAAUACCCCAGGGAUGGAUGUCGGCGAUGACAACGAAGACGAAGAGGAAGAGAUCGAGGAUCUACGACUCCCAUCUCCCGCUGGACAUGGGGGGCGACCCACAGCGCCUGGAAGGAUGCAGCCCGUGUCGAAUGCUCCGGCGACCGAAGAAGAAGUUGAAGACGACGAUGCUUUGGCCGCAGAGAUGGAAGCUGCCUUUGAGGAGAGCGCCCGAGAAGAAGAAGAAGAAGAAGAAGAAGAAGAAGAAGAAGCUCGAAGCCACACUUCUCAGCAAGGGGCGUCGUCGCAUCAGUACCACAUCCCUAGUGAUGAUGAGAGUGAAGUGAGCGAGGAAGAAUAA